GGGAAGAGCGACAGUGACAGGUUGACAGCGAGGUUCGUCUCUUCCGCGGACUCCCCCCACUCCACUCCACCUCUGAUGAAGCCUCCUUUUCUUUUUCUUCCCCUUCCAUUCGCUAAAACCCUUCCUGUUCCUCGUAAUAGUAGCAGUAAUUCACCAACAAAUCUUUUUUUCCGUUCUCGUUUUCAUCGACGAAUCCAAGCAGAAACGUCUCGCCGCUGCCGGCCGGCCGCCGAAUUCCGUUUGCCCAUGCCUUUUACCAGCUCUGUUUCCUCCGCCCCAAUUCGGGUCCAGUUCCAGCCCAGCUAAUCAACUCCAACAACGCCUCAGCUGUCCCUCCCUGUUCUGUUCUUCAUUUCUUGCCCAAAUCGCCACACCACGAGCACCACCUGAACCCAAGCGUGGGCAGCUCGAUUACUUUCCGAGUUCGCCCGUUCUUCGAGGUUGGUGCGCUGGUGGUGGGGAGUGGGGAUGCACUGAGAUGAUGCCACUUUGAUUAGCAACAAACAACCCGCUGUUUCUUCUCGGAAUCCUUAAUCAUUUCCUCCCCUUUUUCUUUUUCGCUCGGUGAUCGCCUUUUCCCGAGAUUUUUGCAUUUUUAUUUGUCGGCGACCAUUGGCUCCGUCUCCGAGGCGGCGCCGAGCUCCUGAACCGAGCAGCCGGGCCGAUGUGGCGGCAGCGGCAGGCGCUGCUGGUGCUGGCGGUGGCGUUGUGAACAAGAAAUUCCUCGGGUUCCACGCGGCGGCACCCUUUGGCGUUUCGGCCCCUUCCUUUCCUCCCUUUUCCGCUGGUUUUUUUCUGGUGGGAGCCUGGGGGGUUUUGCGUGGCUCUCCGGUUGGGUUUAGGACGGACGCCACGGCAUCUCUCUCGGCUCUCGCUCGCGGCUCGCCCCUGAUUUGUGAUUUCCCCCACCUUCCAUUCGUCAUCUCUGAUUGGGUUUCCUUCCCGAUUCGUUCCCCCGAGCUGGUGCCUCUGAUUCGGUUUUCUGGGAGAAAAGUUGCGAUUUUUGGGUGAAGUUUUUUCGGUUUGUUGGAUCGAAUCGAUCCAUGGCGUCGUCCUGCAUCCCGGCCGGCCUCCGGCUGGACCUGGAGAUGGUCAAGGCGGCGGGCGCGGCGGCGGCGGCGCCGCGCCCGGCGCACUCCGCGGCGGCGUCCUCCACGCUCUCGGAGGCGUCCAACGCGUCCUCCUCCUCGGCGACGUCGUCGGUCGCCUCGCUGUCGCUCAAGCGCCCGCGCACGCCGCGGAAGCGCCCCAACCAGACGUACAACGAGGCGGCGGCGCUGCUCGCCUCCAUGUAUCCCUCCGUCUUCCCCGCCGCCAUGGGGCCCGAGGCGGCGCCGCCCCGCCUCCUCGGCCUCGCCUCCGCCCUCGCCGACGACCCCGGCUGCUCCGACCUCCUCCCGCCGUUCCCCGUCCUCGACCAGGCCGCGUUCCUCCUCCGCGACCUGCCGCCGCCGCAGACACCGCCGAUGCCGAUGCCGAUGAGCCCCGUCCCCGCCAAGAGCUGCCCGUCGCCGGCCGGCGUGAGCAGCGUCUUCAGCGAGUUUCGCGACCCGGCGCCGUCCCCCGCGACCCCCGACGCCGCGGCGGCGGACGAGCCCGGGGAGCUCGACUUCGACGACGAUGACAGCUUCGACGCUGAUUCCAUUCUGUGUGGCGUUGAUGAGAGCGCGGCGGAGGGCAUUGACGGCAUCAUGGGCAAGCUAUCCAUGGAAAACAAUGCAGCAGCAGCUUCCAGCACCAACUCCAACAUGCCCAGUUCCAAGAUACACCCAUACCUCAGGAACCUCAUGUUGCUGGGGCUCAGCUUCAGGCAUGAUCAGCGCAGCAUCAACCAAGCGCUAAAGCGGCAUAAUGUCAAUCCUGAAUGGUGGAUGUGCCCGGCCAUACCAGUGAAAGACAUUGCCCCGCCGCCACCACCACCACCAUUGGUGGCAAAACCAACAGUUUUGGAGAAGAAGAAGAGUAAGAAGAAGUUAUUGGAUUCCUUAUAUAAGGAUGUGGCCACUGAGCAUUGCAAGAAAGAAGAGGAAUGGACUCCUGACUUUGCCAAUGGUGGUACUGGAGUUUUGGCAUUGCCAAAGACAGGAUUGGGGCUGAGGUUGAACACUGAGCGGGUGCUCAAGGCAUGGUGCGGCAGAGGCUCAGUGUUCGCUGACCGCAAUGCAUCUGACCUACCAUUGUCUUCUGCUCAUGUGGUGGUUAAACAUGAAGGCAGUGAUAUGUUCCCAAAGAAUGGUACCAGUGCUGUUAUCAGGGAAGGCAACAUUCUAAAGAUGCAGCGCAAGCAGAAGAUGUGCACUCCCCUCCCCUCAAAUAAGAAUAGCCGGUACUACCGGCCUCGGGUCAAUGGAAGGUUUGUCAGCAAGGCGCAUUUUCUCCAGUUACAGCAUCAGCAGCAGCAAGCAUCAGAAAAGGAGAGCUAAAGAAGACAAAAUCCCGCCCCUAGGGGCAUCUCCGGGGUUUCCCUCUCACCCCCCGAGAGAAGCACAAAAACUUCUCCAAUUUCAUUUCUGCAGUGUUGUAGCGCUGCAGAUUGUAGAGAUGCCUGUAGAGUGGCUUGUUUCCAGGGGCGAUCAAAUGGUGGUUUUGCUAGCAACUUCUCCAGCUUCAGAUGCUGUUGUAAAAAAGGGCAUGGAGUAAUAUCCCUACCAGCUAAUGGAACCGUGUUGUUGGUGCGCUUCUGCAAUUCCUGCUGUUUCCUGUUCUUGGAAAUUUUGCCACAUGACACUCAAAAGGCAUCGAAAAAGUGAUCUUUGCUGAUGAACACUAUAAUCUCGUGUAUAUUUGUUGCUAGACACGAUUCAUUGUUCAGCAAAUAUACACAAAGUUGCAGUGUCUAACAAGGAUCGGUUUUGUCCGGUUCUUUCA
Setaria italica (foxtail millet) is the source of this 2868-nucleotide messenger RNA. Its product is annotated as protein CHLOROPLAST IMPORT APPARATUS 2. The record is from RefSeq and is a predicted model, not a curated record. Bases 1044 to 2423 code for a protein of 459 amino acids. Gene Ontology annotation, cellular component: nucleus. The transcript is spliced from 3 exons. Lineage: Eukaryota; Viridiplantae; Streptophyta; Magnoliopsida; Poales; Poaceae. Gene Ontology annotation, biological process: regulation of DNA-templated transcription.